Molecule: messenger RNA, 2176 nt
Organism: Triticum aestivum (bread wheat)
Lineage: Eukaryota; Viridiplantae; Streptophyta; Magnoliopsida; Poales; Poaceae
Exons: 2
Coding region: 1329-2171 (280 amino acids)
Molecular function (GO): RNA-DNA hybrid ribonuclease activity; nucleic acid binding
Source: RefSeq, a predicted model, not a curated record
UAUCAUUAUUCAACCAUCCAGCCAAAAGGAACCUCACAACACUACUUGACAGUGGAAAUGCUCACAAGGCCACUCUGGAAUUGCACAAACAUAAUUAAUGCCCAUUUUACUCGCAUGUACAGUACCAUACCAAGAGUAGAGCACACUGGCUAAAUUACAGAAAUAUAAAUCAUUUAGAGACCCACAAAUUGGCUAGCUUUUGCGUGCCUUCACAGAUCUUCUAUCUCUCCUAAGCAUCACAAGCCGUUCCGUCACCUCGGUCAUAUCAGGUCGCUCUUCUAUAUCUACAUUCAGGCACUCAAUUGCCAGCUUGCCUAUCUCUUCAAGGACGUACAUGUCUUCCUCUGCUGCAAUCUUCUUGUCGAACAUUGCUCUCCCACUCUUUUCUAUCUCAUAACAUUUGCGGUACUCAACGACGAGGCUACAGUUAUAGGCAGUCUUCCUGGUAAUGAGUUCCAGGAGAACCACUCCGAAGCUGUAGACAUCACUCUUUGGCGUUAACAUGCCAGUUUUCAUGAACACUGGGUCUAUGUAAACCACCCAUCCAACGACUUCCUUGGUGGAGUAUUCAUCCACUUUACGUGACUGCGAUAGCUGAAAGCACGAGACUUUUGGGGUAAACUUUUCAUCGAGAAGUAUGUUGUAUGGUUUAACAUUACCGUGCCAUAUGUCUGCAGAGUGCAUGUGCCUUAACCCUUCUGCAGACCCAAUCGCAAUUCCUUUGUGCGUCACUUCAGAAGACGUUCAAAAUGUUCAACUUGUCCAACAAAGUAGAGUCAGAACUAGAAAUGCUUGUUCCUUUGUGGUCAACUUGCUCUUCCCGCGAUGACCAAUGAUCUGCGUUUUGAUUUUGAUGGCGAAUCUGAUGAGGGAAAGAACACGAACAAAAAGAAAACUAAGAUCACUGUAGAGAACUAGAGACCCAAGGCAGUUAAGUGGCUAGUUUGCAGACAUAUGAGACUGAAAAUGCAGAUGACACGUAGCGCUGAUGAUCUACUACGCGGUAAAAUAAAAGGUUCAGUGGAGCAGUAAGGAUGGCUAAGUCGACAUGGGCUCUCUCUUGGGCUGCAUUACUUGUUACAGUUAAGGACACUAGUGGUGAAUGCUCUGUUUUAUCCUCUGAAGCUGAACUCUGUAUUGUUGUUUUAAGUAGAAAUAAUCUCCUUCGCGCUGCAGUGUGUUAACUGGUGUCCUAUAUUUCCUGUGUCUAUUGAUUAAACUGAUAAUACUGAAUCAAGUAUGGUUGGUUUUAUCCACUGAGCUCAACUCCUUGUAAUCGACAGACUGCCGCGUAUCGCCAUCGUGGUGGUGUCUCGGCAGCCUGGUUCAUGUUGGUGCUGUUCGAGACACCCGCGAAGUUCGUCCUGUUGAUCAAGGUUCUGGACGAGGGGAAGAUCAGCGAAGUCGAGGUGAGUGGCUCUGAUACGUCUAUCUAUGUACCUGUGGUUUUGGCUUGUAGGAUUUGUGGAAGGGUUUUGGCUCGUCAGACAGAGCAAGAAAGGUUGGGUAAUUCGAGCCUGUGUCUUGAUUUUCUCGUGGAUCUUAUUAGUUAUUGCACAGUUGUGAUUUUUAUAAUUAAAUCAGGGACUGCCGUGUGUCUCAGACUCGGAGAAGGAGAAAAAGAAGAAGCAUGCCGAGGAGUGAGUGGCCCAGAGAUACGGCGGGUGGUUUUCACAGAUGCGGCAUGGAAACCUGGAAGAGAAAACACCACAGGUAUAGAAAUUUCCAUACAAUUCGCCAAGGAACAACAACAUGUCAAUAUUAGCAUUCUGGUGUCCGAGGAGCCUAUUAUUUCUCCCCUCCAGGCAGAAGCUAUGGCGCUACAGGUGGCGGCACAAGUGGUCAUUGCAAUCACUACAGGAAACAUCAUGUUCUUCACGGACAAUCAGGUUCUGGCCCAAGCCGCACAAGCAAGGGAUAUUCUUAAAAUCCCUGGUCAUUGGCAGAUAAGAAAUCAGUUGGCAAAUUUCUUUGCCACCACUAGCCGCACUCAGAUAGCUGUUCACCAUAUUCCUAGGAAGCUUAAUGACAGGGCUCAUAACAAUGCACGUAAAGCUUACUCGUUACAAUGCAAUAUUAGCCCUGUUAUGACUUGUAAUAGCAGGUCUCAUUUAGUUGAACACUGUCCCUAUGCUUCUGAAGCUAGGCAAUCUAAGCAUCAGCAAUUGUAAUAUCA